Messenger RNA from Colletotrichum phormii, 2336 nucleotides. RefSeq names its product LPXTG-domain-containing protein. The record is from RefSeq and is a predicted model, not a curated record. The transcript has 3 exons. Lineage: Eukaryota; Fungi; Ascomycota; Sordariomycetes; Glomerellales; Glomerellaceae. Bases 483 to 2066 code for a protein of 527 amino acids.
GCUUGGGACGCCGCUCUCUACUCUAUCUGGCUUCGUUUGCCAAAUGCUUGCUACCUCGUAGCUUCUUUUCCCCAUACAUUCGGGAUCCUAUCCCAUGGGCCCUGCGAGCUGCAGGCGACGCCAGACCAUCACCGUACCAUUCCAGACCAUCCUGUUCCUGCAUCUGCAUAUGGCCCCCCCGCCCCCUGCUCGAGUGAAUGGUGGAGAUGGGAUCAGCGUUUUCUGCGAGAUAUAUCACCUUGCUCUCCCACCUUGACUUGAGAGGCACUUACUUCUUGUUGAGCUUAUUCCGACUGUUUGUGUGAAAUUGUUUCGUUUGUGUUCUUGGCUUACACUGGGCAAUAUCUAAUCCCAUCUUUCGAGAUAUCAACUGUCUCUUUUACUAUCGUUUACCUAAUUACAGUUUGCAAGGCUCUGGAGUCUUUGCUCUGCUUUACUUCGACUACACUCCUUAAUCCCUGCCAACCCGGCCGCAUCCCACAAUGGCCGCUCGAUCCGCCCUCCUUCUCCUCACCACAAUCGUACCAGCCUGUGUAUCGGCACUUCAAGUCACGCCUAAUUCGCCAUGUGCGUCCUUCUGUCUGGACUCCAACGGCCUCGAUGCCUCGGACCCCAACUCGUCCAACACCAAGGGCAAGGACAUCACUUGUGUGGAUGACGAUUACAAGUCAGGGGCCGCUGGACAGAAAUACCAGCAGUGUUUGAGCUGUCUCCAGGACAGCACCUUUGUUCAGGGCAAUGAGAACGACCAAGACUGGUUUCUGUACAACAUGAGAUACUCUUUCGACUAUUGCAUCUUUGGGUACCCCAAUGCCACCGGCGUGGGCUCCAACCCCUGCCAAACAUCUACGGCAUGCGGCGCGUUGGAGGCUGCUCUCACGGAUGGUGAACUGGACCCGAUAAAGUCAUCACAGUACGCAUACUGCGACGCGGAUGGCGGUGCCAUGCUCGGCUCAGCCUACGACAAGUGCUUGUCAUGUGUAAGAGCGGGUGGUGAACAUUACUACCUCUCAAACUACCUCGUUGCUCUCGGAGCUGGCUGCCAGCAGAGACCAAACCCAGGCACGCUAGUCGGCCUCAACGACACCGUCUUCACAAAGGGCAUCAUCACCGUCGUCGACCCAAAGGAUGCAGCAGAUGCCGACAAAGCUGAAACUCACACCCUUCCCAUGACAGCCAUCGUGGGAAUCGUCAUCGGAGCCAUCGUGGCACUCCUCCUGGCUGCCGGCUGCACCUUUAUCCAGUGCCGCAAGCGCAGAGCGCGCAGAGAAGGCCGCGGCAUCAACCCAGAGCUCUCUCGCCGCGCAAAGGGCCAUCGCCCGGCCUCAUCCCUCUCCUUCCGUUGCCAGACGCAUCUCACACCGAAACAACCAAACUUCUUCUCCGUAGAAGAAGAAGAGGCGCAAAACGAGAAGUAUCACUACGAGUCCAUGCAGCAGAAUCAACACCAACAGCAAGACAUGUCCCCCAGCCCCGUAUCAAAACCCAGUCUCUGGAUGCCGCACAACUCCAUCUCCUCCUUCACAGCCGGAGACCACAUCCCCUACACAGACAAGAAACCCACCCAAAAGGAACCCCUCACCCUCGCAAACAUCACAACAAGCCUCCCCAUCAUCCCCGUAAAAGCACACUCCCCGAAAUACAACAUGGCCUCUCCACAAGACGAGUACGCCACCCCCACGUCAACCACCUCCGCGGCGCCCCUCCUCUCCUUCAGACCCUACGUCCCCUCAGAGCACGGCUUCUCGACCCCGUCAAUGGGCCAAGCCGCGACCUUCAGCCCGUCUGCAAACACCAACACGUAUGCCUCCCCGACCUCGGGCACGACGGCGAGCCCCUUGCUAAGCCAGGCCGGCUGGCCCGCGCCUGCGCAUAAUCGGCACAUCCACACCGAGUCGUCGCCGCCGCCCCCGUUGGCAUCGGAUGCGCCCAAGACUAUCCCCGGCAUCGUGCGGGAUUUGGCGCGGCCGUUGCCAAAGAGGAUUACCUCGCUGGGAGGCAGCCCCGUAGAGAGCUACAAGAUCCAGGUGGCAUUUCCGCCGCCGCCUCCGCCCAAGAAGAGAUAGUUGUCAUGUCUAAUCCUAUCUAAUGGGCUCUUUUUGUGGUUUCAUUUGUUACAAGUCACGGUCGGUAGCGAGUGGCGUUUUGGAGUAAAUUUACAAUAUGACGGAGUAAGCGGGCACCGGAACACGAGGUUCAUCAUACCCAAUACCAGACAAUAAUACCAAUCCCAUACAGACGCCUCACUUCAUCUGAUCAAGUCACUCCCAUGGCCAUGCAUGCACUAUUCAUCGUACACGAAUCAUAAUAUUCCAAACAAGUCUCUUCUAUGGGUA